AUGUACUUUGAUCAAAUGCAUCCAAACUUUGAAAUCGGCGCAACGAAGGCAGGGUUUGUCAGCACCGAAGGACAGUGUGCGACAUCCAAGUCGGAGGUUACGACAGGAGCAAUGUCACCCGGCACUGGGCGCUCCAGUCCGCUCUCAAUGGACUCAAUGGAGUCCAGCUGCUCGAGCCCAGAAACGAAACCCAAUCCUGAGCCGCGAGUACGCAGGCCUUUGAACGCCUUCAUCAUUUGGACCAAAGAAGAACGCAGGCGCUUGGCGCAACUUAACCCUGAUUUAGAGAACACCGAUUUAAGCAAAAUUCUCGGUAAAACAUGGAAGGCCAUGUCCUUGGCAGAGAAGCGGCCAUAUAUGCAAGAGGCGGAGAGGCUGAGGGUACAGCACACCAUUGACCACCCCAACUAUAAGUACAGACCUCGGAGGAGGAAGCAGGUGAAGAAGGCCUCCAAAGCACCACAAGCCGAAGCCCCACACUUCAGCAGCACCCGCGCUGAAAAUCUCAGCUACCUGAUUCAGAGCCACUACCAGCAGCACAUGGUUCAGAACGUGCCAGCCUACACAGGAGAAGCCCAGAUGCUUUACAUGCAGAGGUCCCAUCUCUCUGACCAGCAGUACCAUCACACUAGUGCCGCCCAUGUUCCCUCACUUGGUGAGCAGUGCGACUGGAAGUCCUGCAACUGCCAGCUUUGCACAAGUGUCUCAUGCCUUGACUACUACUUAGAGCAGUUCAAAGUGGACCUGCUCCACGACUUGGACCGCAGUGAAUUUGAGCAAUACCUUGGGCCAGCUGCGUGCAGACCUGAGCCAGUGGAAUGGCAUCACCAACCUAGUGCUCUACAGUGGUUCUGA
Messenger RNA from Megalops cyprinoides (Indo-Pacific tarpon), 855 nucleotides. RefSeq names its product SRY-box transcription factor 32 (gene sox32). The record is from RefSeq and is a predicted model, not a curated record. The transcript has 2 exons. Bases 1 to 855 code for a protein of 284 amino acids. Gene Ontology annotation, molecular function: RNA polymerase II cis-regulatory region sequence-specific DNA binding; DNA-binding transcription factor activity, RNA polymerase II-specific. Gene Ontology annotation, biological process: cell differentiation; anatomical structure morphogenesis; regulation of DNA-templated transcription. Lineage: Eukaryota; Metazoa; Chordata; Actinopteri; Elopiformes; Megalopidae.